Salvia miltiorrhiza (redroot sage) is the source of this 1128-nucleotide messenger RNA. RefSeq lists its product as uncharacterized. The record is from RefSeq and is a predicted model, not a curated record. The transcript is spliced from 3 exons. NCBI's taxonomy places the organism in Eukaryota, Viridiplantae, Streptophyta, Magnoliopsida, Lamiales, Lamiaceae. Bases 1 to 1128 code for a protein of 375 amino acids.
AUGAAUUAUGAAGAUAAAAUUAACAUUGCAAUUGAAGAAGACAUAGAUGAAGAACUUGAGGAUGAAAUCGAAACAGAGAUGGAGAUUGAACUUUCUGAUCUUGUUAGGCAACUGAUGGAAGCAGCUAAGAUCAUUAAGGAGAAAGCCCAUGUGGAUGAUACACGAUACACAACUGUUGAAGAAAUGUUGGCAACAUUCCUCAUCAUUGUAGGGCACAACGAUCGUUAUUGUAACGUUCGUGAAAGGUUUGGUCGUUCGCAUUUUGCUGCUAGUCAGAACUUCAACAAAAUCUUGAGAGCAUUGAAUACCAUAGCACCGGACAUGAUGGUUAAGCCGACUGGCGCAAUACCCGCUAAAAUUCGAGAAAGUACCAGAUUUUAUCCUUACUUCAAGGAUUAUAUCGGGGCUAUAGAUGGCACUCAUAUCCCGGCCAUGAUAAGAGGUAAAGACGUGAGCUGUUAUCGUAACCGUCAUGGGGUGAAUUCGCAAAAUGUUUUGGCAGCUUGCAACUUUGAUUUGCAGUUCAUCUAUGUGCUUAGUGGAUGGGAAGGCUCAGCCCAUGAUUCCAAAAUUUUAAGUGAUGCAUUGUCUAGACCAAAUGGAUUCCACGUGGCGCAAGUUAAAUAUUUUCUAGUAGAUUGUGGAUUUGCUAAUCGUCGUCAGUUUUUGGCUCCGUUACGUGGCGUUCGAUAUCAUCUCAAAGAUUUCGGUGGUGACGGUCCUCAUCCAAGAAAUGCAGAUGAGUUGUUCAAUCUUCGACACGCAUCAUUGCGAAACGUGAUUGAACGAAUUUUUGGAAUCUUCAAAUCACGUUUCACAAUUUUCAAAACAGCUCAUCCGUUCCCAUUUCAAACACAAGCAGAGUUAGUUUUGGCUUGUGCUGGAUUGCAUAACUUUCUCCGAAAUGAGUGUCGUUCUGAUGAAUUUCCAGUCGAGGUUGAAGAAGGAAAUAUUGCACCAGAUGUUGAGAACGAUACAGACAUUUUGGAAUAUCUUUCUCAAAGCCAACUGUCCCAGCGAAAUGAAGCGAAUAUAUGGAGAACAAAUAUUGCUAAUGCUAUGUGGCAAAAUAGACAAAUAUCUGAAACCGAUCAAGACGGUCAGGCGGAGACCGAAGAUAAUAUUUAG